AUGAGGCUGACGGCUGACCUGUUGUUCCAGGCGCCGACGUAUGUUAAUGCCAUUAAGGAUCGCGAGUUGUUGUUGAGGAGCCAUCGUAUUCCUCUGAUAGAAAAUCUUGGAAUCACAAAGGAUCUUAAUGAUGUGAUAGAUCUGUCUGAUAAUGAUAUCAGGAUUAUCGGCAAUUUCCCCAAGAUGACGAGACUGAAGGGUCUUUUAUUGUCUCAGAAUAGGAUAUCAAAUAUCCAGGCGAAUAUUUCAGAACUGCUACCAAAUCUGGAAUCACUGAUACUGACGGCUAAUUCGCUGUCGCAGCUGGCUGACCUUGAUCCGCUGGCGGGGUUCUCCAAACUUGAGCAUCUGUCUCUGGUUGAUAACCCAGUUACUGCCAGAGACCAUUAUCGUUCUUAUAUUAUUUGGAGAAUUCCCAGUUUGCGAGUGCUUGAUUUCGAAAAGAUUAAAGAUUCAGAGAGAAAGUUCGCUGCACAACUGUUUGGCACGGUUUCUGCUCCUACUGAACUGGCCUCUCAGAUCAUGAAAACCAAGACAGCAACUUCAAAAGUGGAUCUUGGACGUGGUGCAUCCGCGUCUAUAGUGAAAUUGACAGACGAAGACAAGGCAAAACUCAGAGAGAGUCUCAAAAAUGCAACGAGUUUGGCUGAAAUUGAUAGAAUCGAAAAGGCACUACGGACAGGUGUGCUAUGA
Messenger RNA from Sugiyamaella lignohabitans, 693 nucleotides. It is a transcript of the gene LEA1, whose product is annotated as Lea1p. The coding region runs from base 1 to 693 and encodes 230 amino acids. NCBI's taxonomy places the organism in Eukaryota, Fungi, Ascomycota, Dipodascomycetes, Dipodascales, Trichomonascaceae. The record is from RefSeq and is a predicted model, not a curated record. The transcript has a single exon. Gene Ontology annotation, molecular function: U2 snRNA binding; protein binding. Gene Ontology annotation, biological process: mRNA splicing, via spliceosome. Gene Ontology annotation, cellular component: U2 snRNP.